Candidozyma auris is the source of this 1314-nucleotide messenger RNA. It is a transcript of the gene DDC1, whose product is annotated as Ddc1p. Lineage: Eukaryota; Fungi; Ascomycota; Pichiomycetes; Serinales; Metschnikowiaceae. Gene Ontology annotation, biological process: mitotic intra-S DNA damage checkpoint signaling; DNA repair; DNA replication checkpoint signaling. Gene Ontology annotation, cellular component: checkpoint clamp complex. The transcript has a single exon. The record is from RefSeq and is a predicted model, not a curated record. The coding region runs from base 1 to 1314 and encodes 437 amino acids.
AUGUCAUUUGUCGCCGCUAUAGACAGCUCCAAAAACAUCAGCGUGUGGUCUCGUGCGGUCAAUGCAUUGGCCCAGGUUCUGGACCAAAUCAAGUUCACCAUCACCGCAACUGGCCUAACGCUUCUGGCGGUGAACCCGUCAAGAACAAGCCAUGGAGACAUUUCGUUUCAAAAGCACUUUUUUCGGGAAUUUCUGUUUGACACGGCAAACAUCAUGGUUUCUGGCUUUCGUGCUGGCGAGCUAGACCCAAACGCUCUGUCGUACUCAUGCAUUGUGUCUACAAAGCACAUGGUGGUGCUCUUCAAGAACCUAGACGCUGGAGGGCUCAGUUACAUCUGCCUCCGGCUCGACUGCCACCAGAACGUUCCAAGAAACAAGGAGUUCAAGAUAUUGGUCGAGAUCUUGACGCGGAAGAUGAUUGUCAAAAAAUACCUGAUGAACUACCAACCGGUGCUACCGCAGGAAGUGCUUAUUCCACGCUUGUACAAAAAGGACUACGAUUUGGGGAAGUGCAAACACCUAAAGAUGGAGACGGGCACCAUGAAGUCGUUUCUUGAUAUUGUUCCUGUGUCCACGGAGGAUUUCAUGAUCGAUGUGAAGCUGACCAAGAUUCUGUUCGUGGCUCACACUAAGCAGGUGGUGAAGGACCGGGAGUUGUUGAAGCAACCCAUGCUGAUAACGAUUCUGAUGAGUAUCGACGAGUUAAUGGAGCUGAACUUGGACGGGGUCACUGCGUCAAUCAACUUCCGUCUCAAGGACUUCCGUACUUUUAUCACCUGCUGCGCUUCGAUGCGAGAUAUGGCCCACUACGACGAUGACUUGCUACCCGAAGCGCUGUUUGAGGCGUACUUCAAGGGGAAUGGAAACCCCGUAGUUCUAGAGCACACGUCAGGGCCGGUAACAGCUACUCUUGUCCUAAUUACCGCCAGUGCGGGCGAGCCACUAGAGAAUGAUGAUAAUCGUGACAAGUAUGUUCUUCACGGGCAUGCCAUACAGCGGGCUCCCGAGAGAGAGAUACCAGAGCCUGUUAGACAUAAAAAUGCAUCUGCAUCUGGCCGUCUCACGAAUAUCGGGACUCCUCCUCGGCGAGAACCGAGCAUUGAGCCUGAUUCCAACCACUCGUUUCAAACAAGCUCCAUGGGUGACAUUGUCACCUACGGAAAGCGCGGCUCGACCCCUGUGGAAAUUCCACACAAGAGAGCUAAAGUUCUCGAUGGAGACACUGACUACAGCACAUCCGGUGAGGACGAUGGCGGUGAGCAGGUGUUUGGCCCUACUCAGCACAACAACAAGCCUACAUCGUUGUUCGAAUGA